AUGAGCCAGUUCUGGGCUUUCACUGCCCUUGCCCUGUCCUUUUGGUCGGUCGCUUUCUUCCUCCGACGAUAUCUCCGUCUUCGCCACGUUCCAGGCCCUUUCCUUGCAGCCUUGACGGACUUCUGGUUCGUCUAUAGAUUCUGGACAGGAACGAACUUUGCUCAGCUCACCACAGAGCUCCACGACAAGUAUGGGCCGGUUGUCAGGUUAGGUCCGAACCGCAUAAUCUUCAGCAAACCGUCAGCCGUUCCUGUCAUAUACAGGACAACUGAUGUCAUGCCAAAGUCCUCAUUCUAUCUGCCACUUCGAGUGAUGAUCCGGGGUCGUGAAAUCACUUCUUUUGUCAGCAUUCUGGACGAAAAACGAAUGAGUGCCGUCAAGCGUCUCCUGUUGGGCAAUUUCACAAUGACCUCCUUUCUGCGACAGGAGGCGGAGCUCGACCAUACAAUCUCCUCGUUGGUGAGUUAUCUCGACAAAACCAAGAACGACAUCGCCAUCGGCACCACAAUGGGGUACUGGGCUUUUGACAGCAUCUCGCGCAUUGCCUUGACAGAAGACCAAGCCUUUUUGAGUCACCAGCAGGACUUUGGAAACACCAUUGGAGGCGCGGCCGACCGCAUCACUCAUUGGCAUUUCUGGGCAGCCAUACCGACAUUGGAGCGGUGGCUGUUCAAGAAUCCCAUCAUGCAAAGAUUGGAAACGUCGUCGAUGCUGGGUGCGCUGGCGGCCCAGAGGUUGCAGAAGCGACUGCGCGACGAGAAACAGCUGGAAAAUCAAGUCGACCUCCUAGGAAAAUACCUGGCAGCCAGCAGAAGAGCACCGGAGUUGGUCAAAACGAAUGACGUGGUAGGUUUCCUGGUGUCGACCAUGCAUGCCGGCAGCGAGACUACUGGGCAGACGACGGCAGCCAUCCUCGUCACUCUGUUGCAGCACCCCGAGAAAAUGGCCAAGUUGGAGGCAGAAAUCCUCUCGGCGGCGCUGAGUGAUGUGCCACAGUUUUCCGAGGUGCAGAGCCUCCCUUACCUAGAUAGCGUGAUUCGUGAGUCUCUCAGGGUAAACCGAGCCAGGACGACCAUGCUGGAACGAACCGUUCCGAACCCCGGCGCGACCAUCGACGGCGUCUGGAUCCCUGGUGGCACUAAUGUGUCAGUCAGCACGGCCGUCCUGAACAGAGAUACUGAGAUAUACGGGCCUGAUCCUGAGCAAUAUCUACCGGAACGGUGGAUCGGGAUCAGCGACGAGGAACUCAGGCGAAGGGACCACGCAGAUCUCAGCUUCAGCGCGGGGCGGCGGAUCUGCAUAGGGCGCAAUUUGGCAAUGAUUGAGAUGAAGAAGGUCAUCGCGCGGCUCAUCAAGACUUUCGAGGUGAGUCACAAUUCUUCCAGAAGAUAUGUCUGCGCAGAGCAUGUGCUGAACAAGAUGCGAGUUUACACCCACCAAUCCUCAUGA
Messenger RNA from Fonsecaea nubica, 1449 nucleotides. RefSeq lists its product as hypothetical. The coding region runs from base 1 to 1449 and encodes 482 amino acids. The transcript is spliced from 2 exons. The record is from RefSeq and is a predicted model, not a curated record. Gene Ontology annotation, molecular function: oxidoreductase activity, acting on paired donors, with incorporation or reduction of molecular oxygen; iron ion binding; monooxygenase activity. NCBI's taxonomy places the organism in Eukaryota, Fungi, Ascomycota, Eurotiomycetes, Chaetothyriales, Herpotrichiellaceae.